AAUAUCGAGAUCAAGGCCAAACUGCAGCCGUGGCUAUGGUCCCUGCCGACAAAAUAUUUUGCGUCAGAGCAGUCUCAACGCUCCAAGAACUCGGCUUCUGCGCUAGUACCUCUAAUGCAAGAGACACAGAAUGAUAGCGGUAAUAGCUAUUGCACUUUUCUUCGUCAUCACGACGAAUUCGAAGGAGCAGAUUUGUCCGACAUCGUCGACGAAUCCCCGAUGCAAAUGCGUAAGGAAACCCCUCUGGAGCUGGUAGCGGCCACCUUUCAAAGAAUGGCAAGUACAGAUUGUUUCCUACCUACCGAAGGUCUCUUAUCCCUGAUAGAAUCUCCGUUGCAUUUUAUUUACAUCUCGUGGCCAAUUUGA
Acaulospora colombiana is the source of this 366-nucleotide messenger RNA. NCBI's taxonomy places the organism in Eukaryota, Fungi, Glomeromycota, Glomeromycetes, Diversisporales, Acaulosporaceae. The record is from the annotation of a GenBank genome assembly.